This is a messenger RNA of Fopius arisanus, 2090 nucleotides long. It is a transcript of the gene SCOT, whose product is annotated as Succinyl-CoA:3-ketoacid CoA transferase. Gene Ontology annotation, cellular component: mitochondrion. The record is from RefSeq and is a predicted model, not a curated record. Gene Ontology annotation, biological process: ketone body catabolic process. Gene Ontology annotation, molecular function: succinyl-CoA:3-oxo-acid CoA-transferase activity. The coding region runs from base 318 to 1937 and encodes 539 amino acids. NCBI's taxonomy places the organism in Eukaryota, Metazoa, Arthropoda, Insecta, Hymenoptera, Braconidae. The transcript is spliced from 5 exons.
AUUCAAACGAUUGACAUCUCGCGAGAUAAAUUCCCUUCAUUACGCAUUCCCAAUUGCGAAUUUGAGAUACGACUCGUCACUUGUGCAAACGGGAUCUAUGACCUCGCAAAUUUCCCUCCAAUUAAACGAAUAAAAAAGUCGCAAUCUCACUGGAGAUAUUUGUAAUACGAAAUGUAAUAGUAUGGGUUAUCGUAUUGAAUGAGUGGCAGUUCUCGAGGAACCGGUGAAGGGACAAGACAAUUUUUUUCCCAUUCUGACUGAUCAUCUGAGUCCACUAGUCAUCACUGACCUGUUAAUUAUUCAUUAACCCAAAUAAUAUGGCAGCAACAAUAAUAAAACUUCGAAGCAUCUGCCUUAGACUUGGGAGCACCCGACAACAAAUUCAUCCAGCAAUAAAUAAAAUCUGGUCAGUGAAUUUCUCAGUGAAAUCAGACACUUCCGCUCCAGAAAAUGAAGUUCAGAGGAUAAAACCACCCGUAGGUGAUGGUAAAUAUUUCAAAUCAAUGGAGCAAGUGAUAUCAGAUAUUCCUGAUGGAGCGAAAUUAUUGGUUGGAGGAUUUGGAUUGUGUGGAAUACCUGAGAACUUGAUCAAUGCAUUGUUGAAAAAAGGAAGCAAAGGUUUGACUGUUGUUUCCAAUAAUGCUGGAGUUGAUGACUGGGGGCUUGGAUUGUUGUUAAAUGAAAAAAGGAUAAAGAGAAUGAUUUCUUCGUAUGUGGGGGAGAAUGCAGAAUUUGAGAAGCAAUAUCUCAGUGGGGAGUUGGAGGUGGAGUUAACACCGCAGGGAACAUUAGCUGAGAGGAUUCGAGCAGGAGGGGCAGGAAUCCCGGCGUUCUUCACUCCCACAGGGUACGGGACGAUAAUCCAGGAGGGAAAUGUUGUGGUAAAAUACGAUAGUGAAAAAAAUCCAGAGAUAUCCGGAGAACCUCGAGAUAUCCAGCAGUUCGAUGGUCGCGAGUACAUAAUGGAGAAGGCAAUUACUGGAGAUUUUGCAUUGAUAAAAGCUUGGAAAGCAGACAAGGCGGGUAAUCUCGUCUUCAGGAAGUCCGCCAGGAAUUUCAACCCAGUGAUGUGCAAGGCUGCGAAAAUAACGAUCGUCGAGGCAGAGGAGAUCCUGGAGGUCGGACAAUUGGAUCCUGAUCAAAUCCACGUUCCAGGGAUUUACGUCAAUAGAAUUGUCAAGGGCAGAACUUAUGAGAAACGAAUCGAGAGACUCAAGACAAACGUUGAAGUCAAGUCGAAAAAAACAACUCCAGCCAGCAAAGCCAGAGAUCGAAUUAUUCGUCGUGCUGCACUCGAGUUCAAGGACGGAAUGUAUGCUAAUUUGGGUAUUGGAAUGCCCAUGCUGGCUAGCAACUUUAUUCCGAAGAAUAUUAAAGUUACUUUGCAGUCGGAGAACGGAAUUUUGGGACUGGGACCUUUCCCCGCUGAGAACGAAGUGGAUGCUGAUUUAAUUAAUGCGGGGAAGGAAUCAGUUACCACUCUGCCAGGGGCAUCCUACUUUGGUAGUGAUGAGAGCUUCGCCAUGAUUCGUGGGGGGCACAUUGACCUGACAAUUUUAGGCGGCAUGCAAGUCUCCCAUACUGGUGAUCUCGCCAAUUGGAUGAUCCCUGGAUCAAUGGUCAAAGGAAUGGGAGGUGCCAUGGACCUUGUCUCAGCUGCUGAAACUAAAGUGGUUGUGACGAUGGAGCAUAAAGCCAGAGAUGGAAGCCCGAAAAUUCUUGAGAAAUGUAAUCUUCCUGUCACAGGUCAACAAUGCGUGGACAUGAUCAUCACUGAUUUAGCUGUAUUCGAAGUAAUUAAAGGAGAAGGCCUAAAGCUGAUAGAACUGGCUCCAAACGUUGACAUCAGCGAAGUCGUAAGUUCCACUGGCUGCGAAUUCGCCGUAGCUGAAGACCUCAAAGUUAUGGGACAAGUAAAUCUCGAAGAGGAAAGUUAAGCUCUUCACAUCAAGUGAUCACUUCUGUUAUUGUUUAAUUUAUUUUUUACAGAGAUAUUUUGUAUAAAAAAAACAACACGAAAUUUAUAUAUAUGUAAUUAAUUGAAUAUUCUGUAAAUGUAGAGUGUAUUAAAAGUAUUAUUUUAUACGUCA